This is a messenger RNA of Magnolia sinica, 810 nucleotides long. RefSeq names its product germin-like protein subfamily 3 member 2. Bases 13 to 666 code for a protein of 217 amino acids. Gene Ontology annotation, cellular component: cell wall. Lineage: Eukaryota; Viridiplantae; Streptophyta; Magnoliopsida; Magnoliales; Magnoliaceae. The record is from RefSeq and is a predicted model, not a curated record. Gene Ontology annotation, molecular function: manganese ion binding. The transcript has a single exon.
UCGAAAACCAAAAUGUCUCAAAAAAUGACCGUUUUGUUAGUUUUUUUCCUCUUCCAUUUCUACACCACCACAUCAUCAGACCCGGACCCGGUCCAAGACUUCUGCAUACCCGAACCAAAACAUGGCUCCCAAGGGACCGUCCGAUUCAUCGGGUCGGCUUGCAAGAACAUAUCCAACGUGACCGUCGACGACUUCGUAUUCGAUGGCAUAAGAUCUCCUGGAAAUUUCACACCGAUGGGUUUUGCGGGUCUCUCGGUGAACCCGACCAUCUUCCCGGGUCUCAACACGCUAGGUAUGUCGUUCGUUCGGGCCGAUCUCAACGUGGGUGGUGUCAAUGUGCCACAUUUACACCCGAGAGCGACUGAGAUCGCGUUCGUGAUUGAAGGGAUGGUCUACUCAGGAUUCGUUGACUCAAUGAAUCGGGUCUUCGCUAAGGUGAUCCGAAAAGGUGAGGUGAUGGUCUUUCCAAAGGGUCUGGUGCACUUCCAGAUGAACGUUGGUGAUUCAACGGCUACGAUCUUCGGGAGUUUUAACAGCCAGAAUCCUGGAAUGGAAAGAAUCCCAAUAGCUAUUUUUGGGUCUGGGAUCAAAGGGGAGCUUUUGGAGAAGGCCUUUGGAUUGAAUGCUAGGGAAGUUGAAAUGCUGAGGAGGAAGUUCAAUCCCUAAGAGGUGGUAGAGAGCACAUGAGAAGCAAGGGCAGUUUGGUCAUUUUGCGUUAUGUGUUUUAUUUAAGAUAAGCUGGUAAUUUUCAUUUUUCAUUACUUUAUGGAGUUUUCAUUAAUGAGAGUUAUUUUAGUAAUUUAAAAUGGU